GGCCAAUAACCAUGCUCUAUCAAUUUUGCAUAUGCAGUAAAACUGUUCCAGGCAGAUUGAAAAGUAGGGAUUUUCUUGUCUGUUCGACUCUUUUGGACGUUGACCGUCUGUUUGUCCCUUAAAUCCUGGAGCUGUGAGAUCCCGAUCUCAAACAGGUCUGCGUUUAGAGUCUUCCAAUACCUUGCAAUAGUAAGCAGUGCAGAAACCCUCAGGUGAGUAAUGAGAUCCUUGUGGGAAAGUGGCUGGGCAGUUUCUGAAUAACAAAAUAAUAACAGGAUGACAAAAAUGCUAGGAUCCAAAGGGGCAGCUUGUGCUGUGAUAAAGCCCGCUUUUUAAAGCGAAUCUUAAAGUGGCAUAAGAGUGCUUUUAAACGUCUGACGUGCUUGUCACCGGUCUAUCCAGCGGUUGCCAAGGACUCCAACUCCCAACAGCCUCCUCGCACAGCUAAUGCUGAGGGAUGAUGGGAGUUGGAGUCCGGCCACCCCUGGCGGGCAACGAGCAGACCUAGAGCAUGUGCAGAGUUCCUUUCCGCCUCCUGGCGUUCCCGCGCCUCUCCCGUGCGUAAAGGCGCGCAACCACUGCUGCUGGUGAUGGCGGCGGCCGGGCGCUGCUGAGCCUCGGAAGAGGCGGGCCCGGCCCUGCCCCGGCCGCUUGGCCCCGCCUCGCCCCCUCCCCGCCCUCCUCCUCCUUUCCCGGGCGAGCAUGGAGAGCCGCGGCGGAGAGGAAGGCUCCCGAGCUCGGGGGCGCCCGCAGGAGACGCGCUAGGCCAGGCAGCCCCAGCGCCCUCCCCAUGUCGGGCGUGCGGAGGCGGCAGGCGGCCGCGGGGGUCUCGUCGUCGGGCAGGUGAGUCGCCCCUCGGGAAAGGGGAGAUGCUCCCAACCCACCACCCUGGGUGCUGCCCGUUGGUCCAGCCGCUCAGGAGGCUGCUUGGGCUGCAGCGCAGCCCUCGGGCUUUGCAAGCGUGGGGAGACGUAGGUCUCUGCCCCGAAGGCGCUGCAGCGCUUCUCUGUUGCGCCGGGCAGAGAUUGAGGAGGGCGCCUCGGGAAGCCGCCCGCGCAGGGGCAGGCAGGGUAAAGAGAGUGGAGCCUCGCAGGCAAGAGGCCACUUGCUCCAAAGUGCGGUCAGAAUCAGGGCCUUUGAUCAGGGACCCUCCGCACAUUAGCUCAAUAUCCUAUCAUUGCUUGUGGUUUAGACGUGGUUUCGCAACGCCGACUUCUUUGCAUGGAAUCGUUUUAGGUGCGGGAGGAUUUCCCCCGCCCACUCCACAUUUUGCAAGGCUGGUUCUUAUCUGUGGUGAAAUCCUUACAGUACAGUACUUUGGGGGAAAAAAGGAUUUCCCUGAGCAGGCAGGUCUCGUCCCCUCGCGGCGGAAUAUAUCGUGCAAGGCAUGACAGUAGCAGGAAUUAAUGAAAGGCCUCUCUUAUAAGCCCCGAGGAUCAACGACUUUCCUCGCUGAUUUUUUUUUUUUUUUAAUACUGGAUGGAUUUAAUCCGUGUUCUGAGACAAAAUCUCAUGCUUUUCCUAGAAUAAAUUUCUGCGACCCACUUGCCACGCUGUAGCAGAGUUUCUAAACGGAAACAUUUUUGUUUUGGUGCUGAUGUAUAUUUUAACUUUGUUUUAUUAUGAAAAUUUGUGGUUGUUUAAUUUGUUUGUGAACCGCCUUGGUAAUUCCUAUUCGGAAUGAAAGCUGAUGCAUAAAUUCCUUGAAUUGACUAAUAAAUUUGUAUGCAUUUUUGAAAGCCUUACACCAGCACCCUGAAAAAUUCUUUAUUUCCAGUUUGAUAGAAGAAACUGCAUCAUAUCACGUUUUUUAAAAACCAGCUGAAGUUCUGUAGAAGACUUCAGUCCUCUGAGGGUAGUAUCUGGGACCUUCUCUGUGGAGUUCAAAUUUAAACUAGAUCCAGCUCUAGAAUUCCAGAACCAUCCCAAAUAUUUAGUUAAUGAAUCUGUUAAGUGUCACUCUCUCACUUGUUAUAUUUUAAUUUAAUUCUUCAUUCUAGACAAUUUGUGUACUGCUUAAUUACAAUCUUAUCUGAGCGCAUCUGUGUCUAAAGAAAUGACAAGAAGGCUUUUAUGGGCAAAGGGACUACUUCAAAGCAGACUUCCCCAACCUAGUUUUAAGUGCCCCCCACCAACAUUUUGGGGCUUCCAUCAGGCCCAGCCAGCACAGCUUUAUUGUAGUCCAAAACAUCUGGAGGGCAGCAGUUUGGGAAAGGUUGCAUCUAAGCCCAGAAAGCCCCUCUCUUUUGUCUCCCCAUAAAGCAUGCAUUAAAGCUGACUUUCCACAGUAGGAGGCAGCAGUGCUUCUGAAUAAAACCAUUUGUUGGGAACCAUGGGAGCGAAGAUGGCUUUUAUGCUGGGGUCCUGCUUGUGGGCUUCCAACAGGCACUGUGAGAAUAGGAUGCUGGACUGAAUGGGCCACUGAAUGGGCCUGAUCCAGCAGGGCUCUUAUAUGAUGAGCUUCUUGAGACAAGAGACCUCUGAUGGGGAGGGACAGCCAUCUCAAGAGACAUGAGUUUUGUGGCACUUUAAAGAUAGAAGAUGUUAUGUACUGAGUUGAAUAGGAUCCAAAUGCAGCAGUCUGAUUGGUCCUAGAACAAUAGGAUUCAGAAUGCAGCAGUCUGAUUGGUCCUAGAACAAUACAGCAGUAUGAUUGGUCCGCAGGAGCCACCCAAUCCAGCUCCAGGUGGAAGUGAAUCCGCAACCUGAUUGGCCUACAGGAGAAUCCAGGAAUUAUCCAAUCACGUGCGGCCCAUUGUGUAAAUAAUGUAUAUAAAGCAGAUAUUUUGGGGGAACUUCCAUUUCCGCACUACUAUGAGCUGAAUAAAGAGCAUGAAAUCCACACUCGACACCGAGUAUAUUUCAGAGGAUGUCUCUCAGUGGCUGCUAACCCUGAUCCUCCACCAUCAGAGGCAGCGAUGUUUCUGAAUACCAGUUGCUGCAAACUGCAGGAGGGGAAAGUGCUCUUGUGCUCAGGUGCUGCUGGCAAACUUCCCACAGGCAUCUUUUUGGCCCCUAAGCAGGAUGCUGGAUGGGGCCCCUGUUGCAAGGCCCUUCUGACAUUCUCAGUGUAGCCAAAGGCUUUUGUUGACGAGAGCCCACUAAAUGCUCUGAAUUCUUUGUAGAGAAGAGCUGGUUUUACCCAGUAAACCUGGACCUUGGGGUUAACUGGCAGAAAUAGGGAGAACUUGAGUUAACCAAAGGUGGUCCAGCAAGUGAUCAAUUCCACUCUUGGUUGGCCAGGGUAUAAUCUUUUCCCCACCCACCACCCCAUUAUUUUGACAUAGCCCUACUGCAACUUUCACCAACACACCUCCCCUCCAGAAGUUUCUGAAUCUAGCUUCCAUCAGGCCCACAUCAAGGCCAGUGGGAUGAUGGGGGUUGUAGUCCGAAACAUCUGGAGGGUGCCAGCUUGGUGAAGGUUGCUCUGUUGCAUUGAGUACCACAGGUUAACCCUGCGUGGGUGUGAAAACUUCCUCUUGUUUGCAGUUGUGUUUGUAAGCUGCACGUAACAUUAUUACUAUUUAAUAUAUUUAUAACCCACCUUUCUCCCAAGCUGGGAUCCAAGGCAGCUUCCAACAUUUAAAACAUUGUAAAAUGCAAAAUUAUUUUUUUUAAAAUCCUACCUAAAAAAAAAAAUCAUUAAAAUAUAUCAAAACAUGUUUUAGAACCAGCAAUUCAAGGACAAUUUGCCCAGUGAUCAGCAUCGCCUGCUCCUCAGUUUCCAAAGGUCAGUCUGAACAGGAAGGUGGAAGGAUGACAAAGGCUGGCAGAAGGAUUACAAAGAAGGAGCCAGUCUGGCCUCUCUUGGGAGGGAAUUCUGCAAUAUGGGGGCAUCCACAGAAAAGGCACCCUCUCAUGUGACCACCAACCUUGCCUCUGAUGGUGAUGGGACUGAGAGAAGGUGCUUAUCUUAGCACCCAGGCAGAUUCAUGUAGGGAGGUACGAGAUUUCAGGUAGCCUGGGCCCAAGUCAUAUAGGGCUUUAUAGGUUCUAACAAGCACUUUGAAUUGUGCCCAGAAAGUUGUUUUCGCAGUGGAGUAACCUGUUUCCUGUCACUGGUCUGAGUCAGCAUUCUGGGCCGGCUGAAGCUUCCAAACACUUUUUAAAGCCCUUUCUUUACUAUUGAAUAAUUGUUCUCCUUGGCAGGCAUGGAGUGGCUCAAGAGGAAGACGCCUGCAGGAACCCCCGGUUUCAUUUUGACUUGUGGUUUUAUUUCACUCUGCAGAAUUGGGUGCUGGAUUUUGGGCGCCCCAUUGCCAUGGUGAGUAUCGCUGCAUUUUCAUUGCCAUCCUGUGGCUGUUAAAAAUGUGGGUUCCAGGCAGAAAGAGGUUGGUCACUCUAUGUGACCAGGGGGCAGGGAGCAACGACAAAUUUUGGUCGCAGCAUUUGGAAUUUCCCAGAACCAGGAAUUGUGAGUUCCUCACAUGUUAAAAGAUUUAGGACAGACAACAGAAAGUACACAGUGCCUUAGUUAAGCUCUGGAAUUCCAUGUGAUGCAGUGAUGGACCCCAACUUGGCUGACUUUAAAAGGAAAUUAGGCAAAUUCAGGGAGGGUAAGGUUACCCAUGGCUAGUAGCCAUGAUGGCUGUGCUCAGUUUCAAAGACAGCAUGCCUCUGAAUGCCAACAUCUGGGAAUCACAAGUUGGGAGAGUGCUGUUGCAGCCAGGGACCUGCUUUGGGGCUUCCCUUUGAGGCAUCUGUGAGAACAGCUGGAUGAGAUGGGCCACGCGCUUGAUCCAACUGCAGGGCUCUUCUUCCAUCCAUAAAUUCCUGGGGCAGCAUUACCCAGGCUGCCUUUUCUUUGUAAGAGAGAACGCUAGAGAUUUUGAAAUGCAUGCUUUAUUUACAAGUAUGCUUACAUGAAGGUAAGCUGUGUGCUCCUGUUAAGCAGCAGAUCUGAUAUCCCUUGAGAGGGAGAAGCCUCUCAAGGUGCCUUCCGUGCAGUGUCUCUACCUGUUCCCAAUAUGAAUAGAAGAAGAGGCCUGUUGGAUCAGGCCAAUGGCCCAUCUAGUCCAGCAUCUUGUUCUCACAGUAACCCAAGCACAAAGCACUCCCCCACCCCACUGUGGUUUCCAGCAACUGGUAUUCAGAAGCAUUCCUGCCUCCAACCAGGUUUCUGCCUCCAAACAAAUAUAUGAGAUCUGAGGGUUGCAGCUGUGUAUUAUAUGGGCACAAACUUCCGAAAAAGCUCUGCUAGCUAGCAGGAAUGCAGGGGGCAAUUGUAAGGGGUGGGGUGGGGGUUCAUCCUUCCUUGUGCCUGGAAAUCCUCCCCCACUGCCCCUGCCCUUCAUUUAUGGGGCAACAUGGGGUUGAGAACUGGUGUUUUCUUGAUCGUGGUUAGAGUCUCAGACUUGGACCUGGGUUCAAAUUCCCACUUGGCCAUGAAGCUCACUGGGUGACCUUUGGCCAGUCACUGCCUUUCAGCCUAACCUACCUCAUAGGGUUGUUGUGGGGAUAAAAUGGGAAGAGAACCAAGUAUACCACCUUAAGCUCCUUGUGGGGGGAGUGGGGUGUAAAUGCAAUGAAUGAAUGAUUGUGGUGGUAUCUUUUUCAUUUACUGCAAUCUCUGUUCUGCUUGGGUUUUGCUGCACAAAAGCAGGAAGGAAUGGCUUUUGUGGCCAGCCUUGACAAAAAGACAAUAUAAUAAUAUAAAACAAAACAUUGUGGGCUGCCUGUGAUGAAACUCAUCCCUUCUUCUGUUUUCCAUUCUUUCAGAUCGUUCUUCCGUUGGAAUGGUUUCCCCUGAACAAGCCAAGUGCUGGAGAUUAUUUUCACAUGGCUUACAAUGUCAUAACGCCCUUUAUUCUUCUGAAGGUAAAUUUUUGAGCUGUGUUCUUCUCUCAUUUCUGCUGAGAUCUGUUUGUGUGUUUUGGAAGGCUGAAUAACGGGAAUAAUGAUCAGAGUGGAAAGUGAAUUCUCUGAAACGAUGGUGCUCAGAAGUAGUGCUGUGCCAAAAUUUUUAUCAUGUUCACUUAUUCGUGCCACCAGUUAAUGAGAAAAGAAAUUGCACCAGAGGAGAGGAAAUUUCAAUAAAAUUCUCAUGGGUGGCAUGCAGGGUUUCUGUUGUGCUCACCUUACUCUUGAGAUUGUUCAUGAGAGUCUGUUCUUUCAUUCUGCAAAUCAUCUUGCCAGUGGUCUACUUCACAGCUUUCUUAGGUGAUCGCUCUCUGGUUAAAAGUUCAGGGGAAAACAUCAUAAAGUAACUCCUCCUAUGUAGCUUCUUCAGAUCAGGAGGCUGCAGGGAGGUUGCAGAAACAUUUACUGGAUAGAGAAACACAAAUGCCACCUCUCAAUGGCAUAGUAAGCUCAAAUCCCCACACCUGUUGAAAUUCUAAAGUGCCAUGUUAAUGAGGUAGAACUAUGGAAGACUCUUGUGGCUAAGGAAGAAAACUUUUACGAAAUCAAAGGACAGAUUUUGGCACAGUGCUUCUCAGAACACACACUGAUACAGUCAAAUGUCACAGUUAACAUGGUAGAGCUUCAUGAUUGUGAUGGAUGUCAUUGGGUAGUUCUGCUUGCAUUUUGCAUCAUCGGUUUAAAAAAUGACAAUAGCUCUCCAAGAAGCAUGUUACUAAUGGGCAGUGUCAAGCGUGGAGUUGGCAUCUCAGAGCCCAGCAAAGUAAACUCAGCCAUGGUAGCAUUCACCAAUGACAACCUUCCCCAAGCUUUUGAUGUUGUUAGGCUCUGACUACCAUAAUCCCUAACCAUUGGCCAUGGUGGCCAGAUCUUCUGGGUUUUGGGGGUUCAGAGCAUCUGGAAGGCACCUGGUUUGGGAAAACUGGUCCAUGAAAUAUUAGACUGCAUAACUGCAAAUGCUUGCUAUAAGUAAAGCAGCUUUUCUCUGGCAGAAAACGGGGGCUAAGCAAUUAAUAAUACUUAGCAUUUUUCUAGCUUUUUUUUAGUGAUCACAUAUGUGAUCUUGCUGUAAUCCCUACAGCAGCUAUGCGAUGCAGCCCAAAUGAUUCAGCAAAAUAAGCUGUCGGAGCAACCUGCUUUUGAGUGUCUGUUCUCAGAGAUAAAACAUUCAGAUAACAAUUGUGUCAGAAUAACCAUAUACAAAGGGUUUUGUUGACAUGCAAGCAGGUGGGUGACAAUUGCUUGUGAGCUGAAUAGAUGCCCAUUUAAGUUUAUAUAGGAUGUGUGGGUGGGGGUGGGUGUAGGUAUAAACACAUUCAGGUCUUUGAAACUAGUGAGGAUGUUUUCUGCAGUAGUUAGGUCAGUGUGAAUGUUUAGGUUUCUGAACCAUAGGAACUAGAAUUACUCUUUUUCCUUGGCUUCAACUCUAACAUAAGUUAAUUUGGAACCAGUCUUAUCGUUUUAUUCUGCCUUAUAUGACUUAAUGGCCGACAUUGCCAUUUAAAUUUGAUAUGAAAUUGCAUUUCAAGAGCUUUGCAGAUUCGGGUGGGGGUGGAAUCAGCCACUGGUUGUGGGGCACAGGAACACUCUCAAAUAGUGCAGUGGAGGCAAUGGAAUUGGCCGCUUCUACUGAGUGGUGCUUUUGAUCCUUCAGGCUAAUGAAUAACAAAUCAAUUGAUUUGACGUGGAAAGGGUGGUUGGAUUAGUUGCAGGUCAGUGGAGGCUGCAGUUCUGCUCGUUAAUUUUUAUUUUUAAAAAUAGUCCUUUCCUUUAGGAAAGAAAUGAAAUUAAAAACAAAUGACAUUAAGAAAAUCAUUGGAACCCAAGAACUGUGAGUCCUGUCUACAGGAUGUUUCCAGCUCUUGCCUGAGGAAGAGAGGGGUGGGUGGGUGGGUAUAGGGCAGGGUCUGAUUGUCUCUCCGUGUUCUUGAGAGGAGUUUCCCAUUGCAGCUCAUCGAAAGGUCCCCCAAGACUCUCCCACGGUCCAUGGUGUACAUCUGCAUCAUCACCUUUGUCAUGGGAGCCAGCAUCCACCUGGUGGGGGACUCCGUCAACCACCGGCUGAUCUUCAGCGGCUACCAGCUCCACUUGUCCGUCCGGGAGAACCCCAUCAUCAAAAACCUCAAGCCGGAGACACUGGUAACGAGAGGUUUUGGUGCUUCCUGCCUGCUUUGUUUCUGCUGCUGGCUAGGAAACUUUCAUUGGCUUGACUCUCAUUUCCUUCCUUUCCAGAUUGAUUCAUUUGAACUGCUGUAUUAUUAUGAUGAAUAUCUGGGCCAUUCAAUGUGGUAAGUAAACUGCAGGGCAUUUCCCACACAUCAGGUUGGAGUAUUGUGUUGGUGUUCCUCGCUCCCCCCACUUUUCUUGGAGGAGAAAAUGCCACUCAAUAAUAAUUCCUAUUUUAUUUCAUAAAAUCUAUACACCAUUUAAUUGUAAAAAACAACAACUAAAAAAAGCAGCUUACAAAGAAAAUAAAACAAUAAUGUCAUCAGUAAAAACAACUCUUUAAAACAUUCAAGGGAUAAAAUCCGUAAUAAACUAAAAACAGAUCAAAUCAAUCACCAACAUUUACAUCUCUUGGUAGGCUUGUCUAAACAAAAAUGUUUUUAGCAUUUAGUGUCAAAGGGACUACAGCAAAGGCAUCUGUCUGAUGUCUAUCGGCAGGGAGUUCCAAAGUGCAGGUGCUGCCAUACUAAAAGAUCAAGUUCUUACAAAUGUGGAACUGAUAUGAUGUGGCACUUGUAACGGGGCCAGUUCCACCAAUCGAAGCAGUUGAGUGAGCAUUUAAGGGGUAAGGCGAUCUUGCAGGUGAACUGGUCCCAGGUUGUUAAGGGCUUUAUAUAUAGCAACACCUUGAACCUUAUGUCUCUUUUGCAAUUGGUUCCCAAAAAUCAUUUGUGACAAUUAAAAUCUUGGCUUGGUUCCCUCUCCUCCACAACAGGUUUUUAAUUAAACUCUGCACAUCUCUUUUGGCUUGAUCCCUUGUGGAGGUGCAUUUUCAGAUCUCUCUCUCCCACUUUUUUUUGGGGGGGGGGGAUUUUCUCACCCUGCAUUAACAGUAGCAUAAGAAGUCCGUUUCUGGUUGUGUCCGCAUUUCGUUCUCAAACAGUCCUGACAGGAGGAAGACGUGACUUUAGAAGGCACAUACAUAAAUGAUUCUCGACUGGGAAGUGGAGGGGGGAGCAGCAGUAAGGACCCAAAAUGAAAUGAGCAUUCUGGAUUUAACAGCGAUAGGCAGCUUGAAUGGAUAACCUUUUCUUCUGUUGCGUGUGUUCCCUGGUAAAAUUGGUGACAUUUAUCCCUGGCUAAUAUGCGGCAGAAUUUGGCUCAGAGAGACUUGACGUCUUUGGUUUCUGGUUAUUGACCUGUGAUGCUAGCCACUGCCCUGGGCUGCAGAGGGAGCAAUGAAAUGUCCUUGCUGCCUCUUAACUUCUGCAUAAGACCUGGAAGAUGGCAGCUUGCAUGAGAGGCCCCCUUGCGCUUUUCUCCCUAAGCCAUUCCUCGCAUCCAGUUCCACCCGGACUUCUCUCGCUGACCUCCCCAGAAGCUCUGUGUUAUCUCCCCAAUCAAUUGUGCUUUCGUUGGUUCGUGUGGCCAUGGGUGGUUGCCAGCUGCGAUUAGAUAACAAACCGAGCAUCUAAGCCAGCCUCUGCUUUUACUUGAUUAAGAGCUAGGGUUAAAGUUAGCGGUUAGUUAGAACAGCCUCCCCCACCAACUGGGGAUGACGGGAGUUGUAGUCCAAGACAUCCGGAGGACAAAUUCACAGAGGAGAGGGCUAUCAUUGGCUACUGGCCACAAUGGCUGUGCUCUGCCUCCACAUUUGGAGGCAGCAAUGCCUCUGAAUGCCACUUGCUGGAAACCACAGGAGGCAAGAGGACUCUUUUUCUUAGGUCUUGCAUGUAGGUUUCCCACUGGCCUCUGGAUGGCCACUGUAAGAAGAGAAUGCUGGACUAGAUGAGCCACUGGCCUGAACCAGUCAGACUCUUCUUAUAAGGGCACCACACUGGGCAAGGAUUGCUUGCUUGCCUGCCUGCUUGCUUGCUUGCUUGCUUGCUUGCUUGCUUGCCUUAUUUAUGAAUGAAUGAAUGAAUGAAUGAAUGAAUGAAUGAAUGAACUUUCUGGCUCUCAGGGCUGUAAGGAGCAGCUUGAAACCAUCUGCAGAGAACCUGGUCAGAUCUCUGGGAAAGGGGACAGAGCACAGACCUUUACUACCACAAUCCUCUUGUUCAGAGACUUCACCCAGUCUUCAUGCUCUUACAGCUGAAGCAAAGAACCCCUCUUUUCUACAUUAAAACUGGGGAGGUGCUUGUUGACAGUGUCUGCUGAUGGCUCCGUUGCAAUUGUGUUCCCUCUCGCAGGUACAUCCCUUUCUUCCUUAUCCUGUGCAUCUAUUUUUCCGGCUGCUUCAUCCCCAUUAAAGAAGAGCAGCAGAGGAUACCUGUGGCUGCUUUACUCCUCAUUGGGCCCAGCAGCCUCUAUUACUGGUAAGUGAGCCAGGUGUGGCUUUGGAGAGGGGGAGGAGGGGGAAGUCAUUUAGAUGCUACACAGCUACAUGAGGCCACGGAUGCAUCAUCGGGGGGUGGGCAGCCAGUGUUCAAAGGCUACUGCGAACAUCCUGAAUCUUAACCAAGAUCACUAGUUGUAACUUGGAAGAGUAGAAUUUGUUCCUCUUAAGUAACACAUAUCUGUUUUUAAUUGUUUUUCUGGAAUAUUGUUUUUCUUCAAGGUUUUGCUGGUGCUGCUUUUAACUGUGGUGUAAAGUUGUCCUAGAUCAGUGGUUCCCAAAGAGCAUGGUACAGCCCUUUGCGGGGGGGGGGGGGUGGACACUAAAAGACAGGGGGCACUGGAGGUGUAAAUGACUAUCAGACCUUGAAAAGCUGGGAUCCUUGAAUCAAAUUCAUCAGUUUUGUUGAAUGAAUUAAUUAAGCUAGAUAGCUUUAUUUGGUUUUUUAAAAAUAAUUGUGCAAUUAAUUACCGUUUUGAAUUUCAUUGUGUUCUUAUCUUCCUUAGAAGGGUCAUGCAAACCGCUAUUCUGAAUCAUGCUUUUUCUAGGGUAGGGGGCCCACUAGGGAUGAGUUUAUGGAAUCAAGGGGACGGUGGCCCGAAAAAGUUUGGGAAACACUGGUCUAGAUCAUUUCAAUAGUUAUCACAACAAUUGUUUGCAACCUGCCUUGAUUCAGAUUUCCUACAGCAAGGCAGGGCACAAAUGUCAGAAAUAAACUGUGUGCUGGGAAGCCAACCUGGGAGACCUCUUACCUGAGAGGCAUCUUCUUCUAGUGCUGAAUGUCGUCGCCUUCCCCAUCUGCCUGCUUUCUCUUCCCUGCUGUAUAAAGAAGCUCACUGACCCGCGUCCCUUUCUCCCCUGUUUGCAGGUACCUUGUCACAGAAGGGCAGAUCUUCAUCCUCUUCAUCUUCACCUUCUUUGCUCUGAUGGCUCUGGUGAUGCACCAGAAGCGGAAAGGCUUGCUCAUGGACAGCAACGGACGCUUCCUUUUCUAUUCCUUCAUCAUCACACUGGUAUUGAUUGCCCUGUGGGUCGGCUGGCUCUGGAACGACAAGAUCCUCAGGAAGAAAUACCCCGGCGUCAUCUACAUUCCGGAACCGUGGGCUUUUUACACCUUGCACAUGAGUAACCUGCACUCUGCAAAGGGGGAGAGCAUUUAACUUUGAUUCUUUGGUUGGGGGGCAGUAGAGAGAGAGAAUUUGAAAAUGCAACCCUUGGCCCCAGUCUGCUCUGCUGCAAGCACCAUUGAAGAGGGCAUGAUGUGUGCAGUGGAUCAGGCCCACAGUACAGCGCAAGAGAAGUUCCUUUCUCCCCCCCCACCACCAAAAAAAAUUCAAUGGCUAAUCCUAAUGUAGCUCAGAUAAAGUGCUGCAUUGUGGUCCUAUGCAGGUUUACAUGGAAACAAGCUCCGCUGAGUUCAUUGGGGCCUACUCGCAAAUAAAGCCAGGCCUACUCAGAAAUAAAUGCUGUUGAAUUCAGUGAGGCUUCAUGCCCACGUAAAUUGGGUUAGGGUUGCAGCCUAUGUCUGUUUAGGAUCACAGCCUUAGUCCGUAAUAAGGGCAUGUGUGGGUUGUACAGAGAAUUAUUUACACCCAUUGGGACCCACCAUUGAACCUGAAAUAUUUGUCUGCUUGAGCUCUAGGUUUCUUCAUCCUUCUGGUUCCUAUGGCUGAUAAGGUAACCUUGUAAACACAUCAGCAGAGUCUGUGAGGAUCUCAGAAACCAGAGAGGAUCAUCUCCAGCAGGCCUCCCAUGGUCAGGGCAGGUUCAGCGCUAUGCAUACCCACUUGUUCCCUGUUUUCCUUCCUGUGUCCUGCAGAAUAAACUAUGCAAAAGAGAAGUGAAUCUGCUUCUUCUGUACAGUCUAGCUUAGUUCUCGCUGCCUUUUUAUUAAAGCCCAGGAUUGGGAGAGGCCCACCAAUGUCUGCUUUUGGUUUUGAGAGCAGCUACUGCUGAAAAUUUCAGUGGGAGUUGCUUUUUUUUGUUUUUGUUUUCUUUAUCUUAAUGGAUUUUGAAAUGCCCUCUGAUCAUUUUGCAAGAGGAAGAAUACUGUUGAUCCCACUGGGGACCCCACUUCUUAAAUCACUCCAUAGAGCCCUGCUGGGCACACCAUCUGAAGCAGCUGGAGGGCACCAGGUUGGAGAAGGCUGUAGAAGAGGCAGGUGCGUGCACACGCACACACAGCCAUGUUCAGAAUCUGAUCCUAAAGCAGAACCUCAAGAAUGGCCCCUGAGGCAUACUGCACCGCUCUGAUCACGCUCUGAUCAGGAAGGCUAAAUUUCUGCCACUUGUCGAAAUGGAUGUUUCCUCCUUGCCGCAUGCCCUCUUUGUUCCACUGUCUGUUGUCCUCUAUGCUUUUCCUCCCCUUUGAUACUCAGGUAGAAAAUUUUUAAUUCUAAGGGAGGUGCACGGUUAUUUCUUCAAAACUUUUUAAGGACUUGUUGAGUAGAACUUUCCUUUGUAGCCUCAAAUUCCUGGACCGAACCUUCAUUGACUGUUCGCCUUCCAUGACUUUGCCUUGUGUACAUUUAUCCUGAGUGUGAUCCAAACCAAGUGGAUGUAAAAGAGUUUGUUGGCAGAGAAAUAAAAGUUUGCUAAAGUCUU
Molecule: messenger RNA, 12967 nt
Organism: Podarcis lilfordi (Lilford's wall lizard)
Lineage: Eukaryota; Metazoa; Chordata; Lepidosauria; Squamata; Lacertidae
Source: the annotation of a GenBank genome assembly